Messenger RNA from Hemibagrus wyckioides, 1175 nucleotides. It is a transcript of the gene srsf3b, whose product is annotated as serine and arginine rich splicing factor 3b. NCBI's taxonomy places the organism in Eukaryota, Metazoa, Chordata, Actinopteri, Siluriformes, Bagridae. The record is from RefSeq and is a predicted model, not a curated record. The coding region runs from base 166 to 657 and encodes 163 amino acids. Gene Ontology annotation, molecular function: RNA binding. The transcript has 6 exons. Gene Ontology annotation, cellular component: nuclear speck. Gene Ontology annotation, biological process: mRNA splicing, via spliceosome.
AAGAGGUUUGCGCUCGUACUCCGUUACGUAAGCACGCACGCCGCGUCAGGACCUCAGGAGAAGGUAUUUCUCAGCAGCGCCAUUUUGCUGUAGAAGAGUCCAAGCGUGCGCCGAGGGACCGGAGAACCGCGUCGGAAUUACUGCAAAUUAAAGUACAAUCCCAUCAUGCAUCGUGACUGCCCGCUGGACUGUAAGGUGUAUGUAGGGAAUCUUGGGAAUAAUGGGAAUAAAUCUGAGCUGGAGCGAGCCUUUGGUUACUACGGGCCCCUGCGCAGCGUCUGGGUGGCCAGGAAUCCUCCCGGCUUCGCCUUUGUUGAGUUUGAGGAUCCCAGGGAUGCCACCGAUGCUGUGAGGGAGCUGGACGGCAGGACACUGUGUGGUUGCCGUGUAAGGGUCGAGCUGUCCAAUGGAGAGAAGCGAUCCCGUAACCGAGGGCCUCCACCUUCCUGGAGCCGCCGCCCACGUGACGAUUACCGUCGCCGAAGCCCGCCUCCCAGGCGCAGAUCCCCCCGCAGGAGGAGCUUCAGCCGUAGCCGCAGCAGAUCUCUUUCUCGUGACCGCAGAAGGGAGAGAUCUCUGUCUCGUGACAGGAACCAUAAACCAUCUCGCUCCUUCUCCAGAUCCAGAAGUCGCUCUCGGUCAAAUGACAGGAAGUGAGGUCCUUGAACAUGGAUUCCUCAUGUAAAGAUCGUCUUUUAAACUCCAGUGCUAUGGACUCUGACUCGGACACCCUGCUUUGUUAGCUUCUUCAUUUUCCUUAUUUUAUAAACAGAUCAGAUGUUUUAGAGCGGUUGUGUUUCGUGUGUGUGUGAGUGUGAGAGAGAGAGAGAGCGAGCUCCAUUUUUUCAGCUGUCACCAUUCCAUCGCCGAUCAAUUUUUUUAACUGUUUAGGUUUCUCUUUUUUUCUCUUCCCUUUCUUCUUGGUCAUGCAUGGUCAUGUGAAUAAUGAACUCCUACGUGUGUUUCUGAGCAGGAGACAGGAAGUGGAAUUUUUUUUUUUUUUUAUGGCGUUUGGAAUCCUCUGUGAAUUGGUGGUGAGUUUGAGAUGGGAAACUGUACGGCACUAUGAAGAAAUGUUUUUUCCUCCCUCAGUUUAUUUUUUUUUCCCUCUCUCUAGUGUUUGUACUGUUUGUAAUGUUCAUCUAAAAUAAAAAAGACUCUGGUUUCAGAAUGAC